Molecule: messenger RNA, 732 nt
Organism: Ophidiomyces ophidiicola
Lineage: Eukaryota; Fungi; Ascomycota; Eurotiomycetes; Onygenales; Onygenaceae
Exons: 6
Coding region: 1-732 (243 amino acids)
Molecular function (GO): NAD+ poly-ADP-ribosyltransferase activity
Source: RefSeq, a predicted model, not a curated record
AUGUUCGACUCUGAUCCUUCAAUUCGUAUGCGACGCUUCCUAGACUCAGCCCAGUAUUUCGAUAACUUCAAACCUGAGCUCACUAAGGUCUCAAAAGACGACGACCUAUAUCAUGAUGUUGCUUGGCGAUUCCUAGAUGGAUGGAAUGCUUUGAAGCUCCCCUCAAUCUUGAGUAUUUAUCAACUUACCGGAAACCUACUUGCAAUGAAUCGGUACAACAAAUAUCGAUUGAGCCUCGAGAGAGAGGGGGAAUUUAGGUUCCAGGGGUUGAGUUUGGCAAAUGAGAAGCUCCUCUUUCGCGGCGUUCCUCGAUAUUGUCCUCUCGGGGAACUGGGAGUUACUACUCCCUGCGCUCACCCUGAUUGUAAACUUUGCCAAGCCAUCUGUGAGGGUUUUGGUCCCGAUCUAGAGUUGAAGCAGUCAACCGGGUUUCACGGGGCUAGACUUGGUCUGGGGCUUUAUACAACCGCAGAGAGCUCCAAGGCCGACAAGUAUGCGAAAAACAAAGAUACAAGCAUUUACGAUAAAGCUAUGCUUCUUUGUAAGGUUGCUCUUGGAGAGCCUUUUAGAACAACGGAAGAUAUGCCAAUGCUGACAAGCCCUCCUCCGGGCUUUGAUUCGGUACACGCUGUGCCUGGACGAUCAAGCUCAUUUUCAUCAGAUGAACGAGUCGUUUACACUGAGGAAGCGAUCGUGCCAGCCUUUCUAAUCAUAUACAACAAAUCCGGCUAG